Lampris incognitus (smalleye Pacific opah) is the source of this 767-nucleotide messenger RNA. RefSeq lists its product as uncharacterized. The transcript is spliced from 3 exons. Bases 52 to 717 code for a protein of 221 amino acids. The record is from RefSeq and is a predicted model, not a curated record. NCBI's taxonomy places the organism in Eukaryota, Metazoa, Chordata, Actinopteri, Lampriformes, Lampridae.
GAUGUGACGUCGCCAUGUUCUCAGUGUGUGACAGUAUGUGUUGGAGGCAAAAUGAACAUGCAGCUAAACCCGGCAGUGGCCAUUCUGCGGGUCUACAAUGACCCAGAGGCAUGCCUGAAGAGGGAUUUCAGGCUCACUUGGCAGUCAAUGGCACUGCUGCAGAGGCUCAUCCACAACCCAAGGGACCAUGGCUGGGGACAGGAGUUGGAGGUCCUAAUUUUCAUCUACAGCCUGGCACACGGGCUAUCCCUCUCAGUGGUGUCCCGUGCAUUUGAGGUCCCUAGGUCCACUGUCCACCGGGUGAUCCACAAGACAGCCGAUGAGAUCAAGGCAAUGCUGGGCUGUAUGAUUAAACUACCAAUUCAGGAAGAACUGCCCAACAUCGGCCAAGGGUUCUGCCGGCUGGCUUCCACUCCCAUCUUUAGCCAUGUAGCGGGUGCACUGGAUGGAUGCCACAUCCGCAUCAAGCCACCGGGUGGUCUGCACCAAGCUGACUACCUCAACUACAAAAUCUUCUUCUCCAUCCAGAUGCAAGCCAUCUGUGAUGCAACUGGCAGAUUCCUGGAUAUUUUUGUAGGAUACCCAGGUUCUGUGCAUGAUGCCAGAGUCCUGAAGAAUAGCCCCAUCUACAGCCAGCCUAGAAACACCAAUAGGCAUCAUCACCCCCUACAUGCUUCCUCUGCAAGGAUGGAGCCAAGAGAGAUACAACCGUCAUAAUUCAAGGGCCCAUUCAGUGAUUGACGUGGGUUUGGGAUGAUGAAGGCAAG